AUGGUUCAUCGCCAACAGCGCCGGCUGGCCUCAAGGAUCUUUCGGUCCUACUGCACGACGUCGUUUGUGGCAGCCACGGCCCUGGCGGGCCUCCUCCCGGUCGAGUUCUUGGCGAACUCGUACGCCGAGGUUUAUCGGCGUACGAGGGACCCUGAUCGCACCGGGGGUGCCCGUCUAAGACCAGGGGCCGUGGAAAAAAUCAGGAAGAAUGCCCGUCGCAGAGCUAUAUCCCAAUGGCAGGAGGCCAUUGUGGAUUCUGCGACGGGUAGAUGGACCACCCACACCAUCCAGCCCUGUCUACCGGAAUGGGUAGACAGACGAGGACGAGGACUCGAGUUCCACCUGACACAGGUACUCACCGGGCAUGGUUGCUUCGGUGACUACCUGUGCAGGAUUAGUAGGGAGCAUACGACGGGAUGCCACCACUGUGCGGCCGGUCGGGACACGGCGCAGCACACCCUCACCGAGUGUGAAGCUUGGAUGGAGGAGCGCCGAGCCCUGACCGCAGUGGUGGGAGAGGACCUCUCCCUUCCGGCAUUGGUUCAAGCAAUGCUGGAAGGAGAGGAUAAGUGGAAGGCCGCCUCCGAUUUCUGCGGCGCUGUAAUGCUGCAGAAAGAGGAGGCGGAACGAAUCAAAAGGGGGGAGGCGGAGGAGGUGGACAGCACUCCACCAUCCUCCCCACCUCCCCCCCUCUUUGCAGAGAAGAACGGGAGGUAA
Linepithema humile (Argentine ant) is the source of this 717-nucleotide messenger RNA. Lineage: Eukaryota; Metazoa; Arthropoda; Insecta; Hymenoptera; Formicidae. The record is from RefSeq and is a predicted model, not a curated record.